AUUUAACCCUUUGAAUCAAGCUCUUUGGAUAUUAUUAUUUAUUAUUUAAAUAUUAUUAUAUAAAUAUAUUUUGGGUAUUAUUUAAAGCCGCCCAUUCUCCUUAAAAUUCCCUUUCCCCCUCCGAAACCCUAGUCUUUGUCUUUAGGGACAGGGCACUCCAUGCGAGGGAGAAGGUUGGAGAGGUCUGGGAACUACGCAUGCCACUUAGGCGGAUUGUGCAUCGCCAUUUGCCUGAGAAAAGAAGUGAAAAAGAAAGUGUUAGCUCAAGUUUUAUGUUCUAAAGCAUUUCAGAAGCUGAUUCCCUUCAGUGAGUGCAUAUUUACUAAGAAGGAAGAAAAGAAGAAAUAGUUGACGAUGGUAGUUGUGUUGAAACUAUCUGGGUUCCCAUUUGAUGCCACUUCGAGAGACCUGAGGAAUCUUUUCAGAGGUCUUAGGAUCAGAGAAGAUGACCUUCACGUAGGCCGCGAUAAAGGUAUCCCAGUAGGCUUUGCUGUCUUCAGUGACGAUGAUGAGGCAAGAAGAGCAACGACACGCAGUGGUCAAAUGAUUGGUCCACGAAGGGUCACUAUUUCCCUCAGCAGCUCUGCAGAAAUGGACGCAGUCCUUAGCAGGAGAUCUCAGGGAUCUGGGGUAAGGGGAAGUCCCCCAAGUCGCGGAAGAGGAGGAUUUGUGCGCCCUGCACCAUCUUUUAGAGGAAGAGGGAGGGGCCGGGGACGUGGAGCUCCUCCUGGUCGCUUUGAGGUUGAUCGUAGUAGCAGAGAUUUCGACAGCCGUACCCCUAGAAGCAUUGGUAGGGAAGAAAGAGGUGGCUUUGUUUCUGACUUCCGAACACCACGUGGUGGGAAAGGACGAGGCAGUGGUCUUGAUGAACUUGGUAAACAUCCCUUUUCAAGCAGGGGAGAAACAGACGACUUCAGUGAGAGGAAGUUUAUUAAAGCUGGUGCUUUGCCAUACACAGUGACAGACCUUGAUAUUCAGAACUUUUUUAGGGGUAUUUUAACAAGAGAGGUGUAUGUUUGUCGUCAUGAAAGUGGAAGGUUUGUUGGGAGGCCAAAUGGAGACGCUAUAGUCGAGUUCUUCUCUGAACAAGAUGCUAGAGAAGCCUUAGAACGUGAUGGAAGAAGAAUCGGCCCACGGAUAAUCUCUGUUACACGUGCAAGAAGAGAUGAAAUCAAGGAAGGCAUAAGACUGGCUAGGCAGGGAGACAGAGGUGAAGAACGAGAGCGUGCAGCCGUCGCUUCAUCAGGACACGCAUUAUCAAUACCAAAGAACAAAGAACAGCUUCAUAAUUUGCUCGAGCUUUUGAAAACCGCUAUUUCUCAAGUAGACGAGCCAUCAUCAGAACCUCCACCAAAAGCUUCAGGGAGAAGAGAUUCAACGGAAGACCCAGUAAUAAGGCGUGUAGCUCGCAAUGCAAACAUCAACAUGCGUGACAUCAACGAGGGAAAGGUGGUUGGAAUACGUAACCUUCCCUUUUCAAUUACGCCAGAAGAAAUCAUUGGCUUUUUCAGGGGCUAUGGCGCCAUUCCUGACUCUGUUCGUAUACACUAUUCAGAAGAUGGAAGAUCAUCUGGUGAUGCCAUAAUUACUUUCCGCUCUGGAAGGGACGCCAGUAGAGCCAUCACAAAUCUAAACAAAAGGCCUAUUGGAAAGAGAAAGGUUGAACUCUUUGUUAUGUAAACAUGACGUUUGAAGAAGAAGGGAACUCGACAUCUCUUUUAAGGUGUUUUCAUUGACAUAGCUUCUUAGGUUUAAACGAGUUGCAAGCUGACUGCGUUUCUUUUAUAUAUCUACUUGUUAAGGCAGCUUGUAAUCUUAAAUUUGCCAAAAAACAAAGUUGCUGUUAAUUGAAAUUCAGAGCAUUUGGAUAACUAUAAAAGAAAUAUGUCCUUGAGACGUAUGACAGAUAUGAUCAGUGAUAUAUGAGAAUGGCAAUCCCACAAGCCCGACCAACAAACAUCAUUAACCUUUGUACGUUCUAAUAUAAAAGGAUUUAGACCAUUUUAUGAAUAGGUAUAUAAUCUUGCUAUAUUGCUCUGAAAGGUACCAAGAAAAAAGAGCGCUUUGAAUUAAUAUAAGCAUGAAUUUUAAAGAUUGACAUUUACUUCAUUUACCAAAUUUUAUAUUUGUACUUUAUGAUUUGCUGUCUAAGA
Molecule: messenger RNA, 2153 nt
Organism: Rhopilema esculentum
Lineage: Eukaryota; Metazoa; Cnidaria; Scyphozoa; Rhizostomeae; Rhizostomatidae
Product: RNA-binding protein 12B-B
Molecular function (GO): RNA binding
Source: RefSeq, a predicted model, not a curated record